GCCACCAGGGGGCCUCAGUCCCACAGUGGGACACCCAGCUCUGAGUUUGUUUUCAACCUGAACCGUCUAUCCUCAGUCAAGCUGUUCCACCCUGCCUCGUCUCCCUCCUCUUCUUCUCCUCCUCCUGCUCCUCUUUCUCCUCCCUCCUGGCCCCCACAGGCCCACCUGGACUCCCAGUCAGCCUUCUCCCUCCAUGAGGGGCGGGGGGAGGUGCCGGGGGCCCUGGAUGUGGCCCCGCAGCCUCUUCAUCUUACUUCACCUGGGAACCUCAGGGACCUGGGACAACAAACCUGCCAUGAUGUGUCAACUUUAACAGACCUUUGUUCAGACCUGCCGGAGUUGGAGAUAGUGAGCCUCCUGUCUGAGGGUCAGCCCAACUACACUCUUCGAGCAGACAGUGUGUUUGGAUAUGACAAUGAUGACUGGCUGCACACCCCUCUGCUGCCACCAGAAGUCGUUCUGGGACUCACACAUGAGCAGAUUGAAGAGACCCUGAAGUACUUCUUGCUGUGCUCAGACAGAGUGGGCCAGGUCACCAAGACAUAUCAUGACAUCAAGGCAGUCACCCACCUGCUGGAGGAGAAAGAGCGGGAUCUCGAGUUAGCAGCGCGGAUCGGUCAGUCCCUCCUGAAGCAGAACCAAGAACUGACGGCACGCAAUGAAAUGCUGGAUGAACAGCUUGAAAUAGCAAAGGAAGAGAUUGCUCAACUUCGUCAUGAGCUCACGAUGCGAGAUGACCUCCUUCAGUUCUACGCCAGCACUGAGGAGAUCGAGAACGCUGAAGCGCGCUCACCCAUAAAAAGGAACGAAUCAUGCAGUUCUCUCAGCAACUUCGUCCACUAUGACUUCCUGCAGCAGAAACUGAAGGGUUUAGAGGACGAGAACCGCAAACUGAGAUUAGAGGCCAACGAGCUCACAACCGAGACCACCAACUACGAGGAGCAAGAACAGGAGCUGAUGAUGGUGUGUGUGGAAGAACUCUCCACUGUCAAUAAGCAGGUGGUCGACUUGUCAGAGGAGCUAGCGAGGAAAGUAGAGGACUCUCUCCGACAGCAGGAGGAGAUCAGCUCACUGCUCGCUCAGAUUGUUGACCUGCAGGCCCGUUGCAAAGGGCUCACCCAUGAGAAUGAGGAGCUGAACCAAAACCUGAGUGCCUCCCGAGAGAGCCAGCUAAAACUUAAAUCAGAGCUCAAGGACCUGCAGGACAAGUACUCAGAGUGUGAGGACAUGCUCCGUGAGGCCCGAGAGGAUAUCAAAAACUUGCGGAAUAAGAGCUUACCCAACAGCACGGUGCAGCGGUACACUGCACUGGCCUCUGUCCUCCCCAUGGACUCACUGGCGGCCGAGAUUGAGGGCACCUUCCGCAAAGGCCUGGACACCCCAGCUCCCUCAGAGUACAGGAACCACCCGUGGCGUGUGUUUGAAACCGUGAAGGUGAUUAACAAGGCUGUGAGGCUGCGGUCUCGAUGCCACUCUCCGGGGCUGCCUGGCUCCAGCCCUGUGUCCACUCGCUCCAGUUGUACCAGCACCCCCCGAACCAGCUACUAUGGUUCAGAUAAUGCCAGCUUUACUCUGGAGGACAAGCCCAGCUCCAAUAAUGCUCAGAAAGAAGACAACAGUGGGCCAAAACGUCUGGGCCAGCCAGGCACACCGGGAGGCCAGGACCUCGAAGCCGCCUUGCGCAGCCUGUCAGCCCGCCAGCAGAACCACUCCUCUGAGCGGCCUUUCUUCGAUGUGGAACGUGAGCGUAAACUCCAUGCCUUGGCAGCAAACUGCGAGGAGGGUGAGGGCUCAAGUGGCUUCCUCACACCGAAUGACAGCCUGGCCUCGAGCCCACCAGCAUCGACGGGCACCAACUACUCCAAUGGCAGCUCACGGCACUCCUGUGGCUCCUCGGGAGGAUCCAGAUCCUACCUGCCCGACCGCCUGCAGAUCGUCAAACCUCUGGAAGGCUCGGUGACUCUGCACCAGUGGCAGCAGUUGGCCAAACCAAACCUGGGAGGCAUCCUGCAUCCACGUCCAGGCGUCCUGACUAAAGACUUCAGGGAGCUCGAGGUCGACAUACAGCACGUCUACAGUCUGAACGACCUGGAGGAGGAUGAACCCGACCUGUCGCACCUCUCUGGAGCACACGGCAUGGUCUCUCCAUCCGGUCCCAACCUCCCUCAGACCUCUCCCACACAUACCAUUACCACCUGCCAAGUCCUCCAACCCUCCCUCCUCAUCCCUUCCUCCUCCACUAGCCUUCACUCUUUCGGCCUGCCAUCUUGUCGGAACUGUGAGCUCGUGAGCACUUCAUCGCCAUCCCACCAGCAGUACUUCGGCCUGGGAAGCCGGACCACCACCACCACUACAAACGUAACCACUUCAUCACUUGGACUCCUGCAGCUGCUGCAAGAGCGCGGUAUCUCAGCCUCUCCUUAUCCUCACCACACCUUAAAUUACAACCUGAGUACAAAACCUUCACGCAUCACAGCAAAAGACAAAGGUGGAGGCUCAUCAUCGGACAAAGCGGGGCGAGGGAAUACUUUCAGUUUGAACUUGGUGGAAAAGCUUCAGCGUCUGGGGUUGCACAGAGUGGCGGCCUGGGGGAUGACGGGCCGCAAUGAAGCGGCGAGAGAGAAGCAGUCGCACAUGCUCUGAAAGUCUGAUGAGGGCCGGUCACCACUUAACUCCUUUCUCAUUCACCAUAGUGACUUUGCAUCCAGCCAUGUGAUUCCCACUGUGCAGUUCAGGGCACCACAGCUCUGGGGUCCUGAAAACAAAAGCCACAGAAUGUGCUAGAGCCAUACUUUAAGUUGUCUGUAGUGUACAGUAAUAUUCUUUUCUAUGAGUUUGUGUAUAGUAGUUGUGUGUGUGUUGUGUGCGUGACAUCUUCAUCUCAGGACAAUCACCUGUUCAACAGUCUGUCUGACUGCAGAAAGAGCUUCUUUUUACACAAAAAAGAAACAUCAUGAAGAAAAAAAUAUUUUUAUACUGUGUUUUGUGAUUGUCAUUUUACACAUUUUCCCUGCCAUCGGUUUUACAAAAACCUCAUCACCUGUCCUUUUUUUUGUUUCCAAAGUAGAAUAUCACUUACAUUGUGUGUAUAUAACAAAGUUGUCAUUUGGAAAAGUUAAAAAAAGACUAAGUGCAGUAAAUUAUUGUUAGUUGAAACCACAAACCAAACCACUGCUGUCACACUGGAGAACCUUGUAAUGCACUAAAAUACACUCUGGUCUUCCUGCUUAUUAGCUGCUACAUUGAGAAAAGCAUGUUGUAUAUAAGAUUGUCAAAUAUACUGAAUGAAACACUGAAAUUGAUCAAGAAGUAUUGCAAUGAUAUCUGCUCCAAACAGGGACAGAAGAUACAAUGACUGAGCUAUAAAAUGUUGAUAAUGUUGACAUCCUCUAGCUGUCUGCCCUACAGUUCAUCACCUGCUUUCACAUAGCACACGGUGUUAUGGCUGCAUGCUGUACAGCACCACCUGUCAGCUGCCUCUGACCGCGUGGACUUUAUUCUGAGCCAAACCUUUCACCAAAAACAAAUCAGGUGCAUCAAAGACAGUAAAGCAAUGUGUAUAUUUACUGUACUGCGUUGACUGAAUAUCUUGCUUGUACAAAUCUGCUGUAUUUCACAUCAUCAGGACUUUUGAAAUUGCUGGGACAUAAAUGAAAUCCAAACUGUUCAAAGUGAAUUCUCCUGUGGCGUUAAGGGUAAUUUAAAGACUAGUAGUAGAGUGUUUAAACAGAACGUUUCUUUGAAAUCUUUCUGAACAAUCAGCUGUAGCAAAAAGGCAUAGGAUACUGUGGAUUAAAAAGGGAAGAAAUCAUGAACACAGGUUGUAAUAAUUUGUGUUUUGACUUAAACAAACCAAACCACUGUUUCUCUGCACUACUGUUUGUUCUGUGUUAGCAUCACAGCUCUGUAUUAUGUCAGUGUGUGUAUACAUUACCACCUGUGAAUAAAACUUUGCAUUUCCAUCAGUA
Molecule: messenger RNA, 3968 nt
Organism: Morone saxatilis (striped sea-bass)
Lineage: Eukaryota; Metazoa; Chordata; Actinopteri; Moronidae
Product: trafficking kinesin-binding protein 1
Exons: 15
Biological process (GO): anterograde axonal transport of mitochondrion; neurotrophin TRK receptor signaling pathway; neurogenesis
Cellular component (GO): dendrite
Molecular function (GO): signaling receptor binding
Source: RefSeq, a predicted model, not a curated record